AUGGUUGACGAAUUUGCAGCAGUUUCCAAGAAGAAAGAAUAUCAAUUUCGUCUCGAUGUCGAUGUUCGAAAAACGGAAAUACGACCCUUGUUUCAAACAUGUACUAAAGCAAUCUACAAAGCUGAAUGGGUCGGUAGACAAGGUCCACCAAUUGUUCUAAUUAAAAUCGAUGAUGCGAAGGCCAAUCGUGAAGCUUUGUUUUAUGUCCAACUCAGUUGUCAUCCGCAUAUUGUUCGUACAUUUGGUCUUGUUGAAAAUGACAUAAAUUCUCUUAUGCUCGUACAAGAAUAUGCAGAAAAGGGUAAUCUUGCCAAAUUGCUACGAGAAAACAAUUUCAAACCAAUUAGAAAUGUUCUCAUCGAAAUAUUUAUUCAAAUUAUUGAUGCAAUGAUUUGCAUUGCUGAUAAUAAAAUAGUUCAUGGAGCUUUGGCCUGUCGAAAUAUUCUCGUCUUCCGAUGUAACCCAAUUAUUCCAGAAGAAAACCUUGUCAAAUUGACUGAUUUUGGUCUCACUAAAGACAGCGAUAUUUUUUCUGUGACUGCUAGGUCAUCACAAACAACAAUGACGAUUAUUCCUGUCAGGUACGCUGCACCAGAAAUACUUCAAACAAAUGGCGAUAGAAUGUUUUAUUCAGAAAAAUCCGAUGUGUAUUCUAUGGGUGUGUUAAUGUGGGAAGCGUGUUCCUAUGGAACACUUCCUUUUGCCUCAUUGCGUGAUGAUAGUGAUGUAUAUCGCUGCAAAUUGCGUGGCAAUCAAUUAUCUCGACCGGCGAUCUGUGACGAAGAUCUUUGGUCGGCUAUCGUCCAUUGUUGGAAAGUAGAAUCAUCUGAACGACCAACAUUCAAAGAAUUAAGACGUAAAAUAAUGUAUUUAACUCAUGGAUCAGAUUUGUUAGCAUCCAAACCCAUUUUAGAGAUCGGAAAGAUACCUCAAGUUCAACAGAUGUCUACUCUUUCGUCUAAAAAACGAUCACCAUCAGUUAAAUUCGAAGCCCAUGAAGACAAAAUACCUUGUGAAUAUUGUAAUGAACUUGUAAACUUUGAUAAAUAUAUCAUGCAUACACAAUUAUGUGCUGAUCAAGAACAACCGCGAGUCGUCAGCGAAGACCGAUCAGUUCUAUCAAUACAAAUAACAACAUCAGAAACACAAGUGGCUAUUGCUUCGGAAUGCAAACGAGGCAACAUCGAGAUUACAGUUUGUCAUUUCAAGCAUACUGUUAAGAAUUUGUCAUCACCUACGAUUUAUCGAAUAGUAACGAGAAGUUCGCUUCCCAUAUUCAAAGCAGUCCAAUUUGGAGUAAAUCGUCGUUUUAGUGAUUUUCUUGGAGUACAUGGCAAGCUGAUCGUCAAAUAUCUUCCUGAAGGCAUAAUCAUUCCAGCCUUACCUGAAAAUGAUUCAAGCAGUGUACCGAAAGAUAUUAUUGAGCGACGGCGAGCUCAGCUUGAACGUUACUUGAAUCGUCUCGCUCGAAAUAAGACACUCGUUUGUGAUUCCGAUUUUUUGAUGUUCAUCGAACUACCUGAAGAACUACCAAAGAUGACAAAUAAUCUUUGGCGAAAUCUCCUGUCUAUGUCGAUAAUAAAAACACAAAAAGGCGACUGGUUCGAUGAAAAACAGAAGUACAUUAUUGAUCUACAAGCUGAUCUGAGGAUGUUAAAGUUUCACUUCGAUUAUUUAUACAAGAUGCGAAAAGAGUCAAGUGUAAGACUUGACGAACUUACCAUGCAACUGAGUAUUUUAGCUACAUGUGAAGAUCAUUCACAUCUUAGUUCAAGUUUCAUCGAACUGGCCAAUGUUCAAGAGAAACUCGGUCAGAUCAAUUCCGAUCUUACUCAACAAGAGUUUUUAUUAAUGAAUGAGCUACUAAAUGAGUAUCUCUUACAUCUCGAUAUGGCGAAGUGUGCCUUCAAUGAACGGGCAAAACUCCAUAAAUCCUGGUUACUUAAUACAGAAAUGCUUCAAAAGAAACUCCUUGAAAAGGAAUCUCGUGCUGAAAUAGAAGUGAAUAAUUUGCAAGAAAAGGUUAUACAUGACAUGGAGAAUUUCGAACGAAUUUCAGUGAGACUCAAGCAAGAAUUUGAAAUGUUCGAAGAAAAUCGAAUGGAAGAAUUUAAGACUAAUAUUAAUACAUAUAUAAAACAAAUGUUGGAGCAACAAGAGAAAGUCCUCAAAAUCUGGGAAGCCUAUUUACCAAUAUCAAACAGUUUUACUCUGACUGCCUGA
This is a messenger RNA of Rotaria sordida, 2223 nucleotides long. The record is from the annotation of a GenBank genome assembly. Lineage: Eukaryota; Metazoa; Rotifera; Eurotatoria; Philodinida; Philodinidae.